This is a messenger RNA of Branchiostoma belcheri (Belcher's lancelet), 955 nucleotides long. RefSeq names its product alpha-2,8-sialyltransferase 8B-like. Gene Ontology annotation, molecular function: alpha-N-acetylneuraminate alpha-2,8-sialyltransferase activity. The record is from RefSeq and is a predicted model, not a curated record. The transcript is spliced from 3 exons. NCBI's taxonomy places the organism in Eukaryota, Metazoa, Chordata, Leptocardii, Amphioxiformes, Branchiostomatidae. Bases 52 to 771 code for a protein of 239 amino acids. Gene Ontology annotation, biological process: oligosaccharide metabolic process; N-glycan processing.
GUCACCACUCAACAUUUCAAACCAUCGACAAAUUUCGUCUACUUCUCUGACAUGGAGAAAAAUAAAUCAAAAUGCAGAAGAGGGAAACAGUGCCUCACGAGAACACCGGUUGGUCACUACCGCACAUGCGCAAUCGUCGGUAAUAGCGGGAUUCUUCUCAACAGCAACUGUGGGAACGAGAUUGACUGUCGUGACUACGUCAUCAGAAUCAACAUGGCGCCCAGCAAAAACUAUGAGAAGGACGUAGGAACGAAAACGAACAUGACCUUCGUCAAUUUCUCCCUCGCCAAAAGCCUCCUGGAGAAGCUAUCAGACAACACCACACGGGAUGAAGUCAUGGAAAGUUUGUCAUUUCUAAAGCACGGUGUUCUCAGUUACGUCAAACUGAUGCCAAACUCUGUGAAGGAGGCUCUGAGAGCUCUGGAUACCAGUCUGGCACAGAGUAACCUGAACAUCUCAGUUACAUACUCUUUGCACAACGUGCCCGUUAAAACUACUCGCCUGCUACAUCCAACACUGAUCCCUGGGUUGAAGUCUCCAACAUCCGGGCUCAUCGCCUACAUCCUGGGAACGACGUUCUGUGACGUCAUCACCCUGUACGGCUUCUACCCAUUCGCCACGGACAUGCGCAAUAGGACGCUGUUUUAUCAUUACUAUGAUCACGUCCGUGUUAAUCACAGAAACAGGCACAACUUUAACAUUGAAUAUGAUUUUCUUACAUCUCUUCACAACAACGGGGCUCUUAGGUUGGUUUCAGACAUAUGUAGAUGAUUUUCUGGCCUAAAAUUGGUGAAGUUAUGUAAGUUUUAAAGGCACACAAAGCAAUUUUUGGGCAGUAAAACUGGAGUUUCGAAGUCAGUUUUGGGUUGUAUGUGUUUGCUAGAUAAGUGCUUGUACUUAUGUACCUAAAACCGCUGGAUCCGGAACUCAGGUAUGCCGGAUAUCCGAGGCUGAC